AUGGAUCACAUUGCGGAAAUUACACCCACUGGCAAUCUACAAGUCUACAAAUCCUGCACGUACCCUCAAUAUCUGGAAUUGAAACAGCAACGAGCGCUGGCAUCGCGGGCAGAAUUCGAGCGCAAUCAGGUAAAGGCAGCCAAACUGCAAGGCUUUGUAGAUAAAUGGGGAGCAUCCGCUACCAAGGCAUCUGCGGCUCAAUCCAGAGUCAAACAACUCGAAAAGAUGGGGCGAGAGGGAUUGUUGGAUGAGCCGGAUGAAGCAAUCGUGGCGGAGCGGUUCAAACCGACACUGGUCUUGCCAGACCCUCCUCGCGCUAUCGGAGACACCCUGUUGGCUCUUAACGAUGCAUCGGUUGGAUACGACAAUGAUAAACCCCUUGUGGAAGGGGUCAAUUUGGAAAUUGUGAGAGGAAUGAAAUUGCUUAUCCGGGGUCCCAAUGGAGCAGGGAAAAGCACAUUGCUUCAUUCGUUGAGAGGAACACUGCCUCUGAUUGAGGGAGAGCGGACCAAGAAUGCACAGCUUGAAUUGGGUGUUUUCACUCAAGACUUGGCCCAAGAGCUUGAUGGUGAAUCGAGGGCAGUUGACAUUGUCACACAGUAUGCUCGAACCGGAUUUGACGUUACUAUUUCGGAUGAACAAGCCAGAGGUGUCAUGGGUAGGUUAGGGCUGACAGGUGAAAAGGCGUUGCGCAGAAUCAAAGAGCUGUCAGGAGGCGAAAAGGCGCGAGUUGCUUUGUCAAACUUUUCCAUCAAACCAUCAAACUGCAUAUUGCUGGACGAAGUGUCAAAUCAUUUGGAUCAGGAAUGCGUGGAGGCACUCAGCGACGCCCUGACCGAUUGGGGCAAAGAUGAUGGGGCUGUUGUGGUGAUAUCUCACGACAAAGAAUUCUGUUCCAAGGUGGGUUUCACUCAUGUCGCCACGGUCUCAGAUGGCAAGUUCAAGCUAGAACAAAGAAGCAUGAGAAACGACGACUGGCAAGUAGUCAGAACGACAUUGGGUGAGACUGACAAGGAGGGAACCGAAACAGGGCAACCAGCCAAAGUUGAAGUCGAUCCAGCAAUUCGAAAGAAGUUGUUCAAUGCACCUAAAAGAAUAUCAAAGUUGGAGGAACUGCUAGAAAAGACCGAGGAAGAAAUCGCGUCUCUGGACGAAGAAUGUUAG
Molecule: messenger RNA, 1164 nt
Organism: Seminavis robusta
Lineage: Eukaryota; Bacillariophyta; Bacillariophyceae; Naviculales; Naviculaceae
Source: the annotation of a GenBank genome assembly